AAACGCUUAAGUAUAUGUUAAAUGAUGUAAUUAACUUUGUUGGAUUUUACUGAGUAAAGAAUAAUAUCUAAUACAAACUUGUGAAUAAAGCUUUCGGGAUAUGGAGAACCUCAUCUGCUUAUUCUUAAUUAUUGUAGCACUGGCAAGUAAAAUAGGACUAUCAAGUGGUCAUCAGUGUCCCAAAAAAAGUAACAAGAACUGUACAACUCAUGGCGAUUGUCCAUCCGGUCAAGCGUGUUUGGGAACCGAAGGAAAUUUGAUUUGCCGCGACUGUGAGUGCCAUCAAACUAGUCAAUGUCAUCUCCAAGGCAACAAUGUCAAAUGUAAUUGUACAAAUUCGGGCUACUCUGGACAUCAUUGCGAGUGCGAGAAGAAAAACCACAGUGAUAUUGUAUUCUGGCAUAGUCACUGUUUAAAGUAUUCGGAUGAAUUCCUUAUCCUUGACAAUGGUUUUUGGACCGGUGAUUGUUCAGGUGCAAUGAAAUUCUUUACUAUGAGUACAGCAUAUUGUUUCCAACAAUGUGUCGACAGACCAACAUGUUAUGUUGUUUUUUACGAAGGACAUUCCUCAAUUUGUAAUUUAUUUGUUUAUUCCACACCUCCAAUGCUCGGUGAUAUCAUGGAUAAAGUGGUAAGAUCUGCAUGGAAUUCGCGUUCUGAAGUACGCGUUCGAAAUUGUGUUGAAAGGGUGCUAGACGAAGACUGAACUCGUUUACAGUGUGACAUGUACUUAAAUAUAUCUUGAAGUUUUAUUUGUUAUCUAUACUGUAUGUUGUAAACGACUGAAUAAA
Ruditapes philippinarum (Manila clam) is the source of this 791-nucleotide messenger RNA. RefSeq lists its product as uncharacterized. Lineage: Eukaryota; Metazoa; Mollusca; Bivalvia; Venerida; Veneridae. The coding region runs from base 101 to 706 and encodes 201 amino acids. The record is from RefSeq and is a predicted model, not a curated record. The transcript is spliced from 6 exons.